AUGUUGCACUCGGCGUUCUUGGGCCAACCACCAGCCACUCAGGACGAUUUCUAUAUCAUCAAGGGCAUGUACAGAACUGCCUACGCAUUCAACAAAGACCCGAGCAAAGGCUACUUGUUCGUUCCGAAAAAGCCCACAGACUAUGGGUAUAACGACAAGCAGGCUAGUAUCAUUGUUGGCAUGGCUAUGGCCAUAGUCAUCAUGCUCUCUACCACUACCCUACGACUUGUCCUUCGAUAUUUCAAGAGUGGUGUAAGAUGGGGAGCGGAUGACUGGGUGAUGGCCAUUUUGUACCCGACACUGCAAAUUGCGAUGAUUGUGCUUGGAGGAGGUGGAAAACAUGCAUGGGAUGUCACCUAUGCUGAGUACUAUACAUUCAAUAAGCUCGCAAUUGUCUGCAAAAUCAUUUUCUUCACGACCGUCGGCAUCAUCAAAAUAUCUAUUUGUCUUUUCCUCCGCCGCAUCUCCGAAGCCACAUCGAAGUAUCCUCGAAUCGCCAACGACAUCUUCCUCUUCCUGCUCAUAAGCUACACCUUACUCGCACUUUUCUGGUCGUGCUUCCAAUGCUCGCCUGCUCCAGCCAUGUGGGACAAGAUAUACUCCGGCAAACUCGCACAGCCUGCCAAGUGUUGGUCAACAUUGGUGGUCGCAAAUACAUUGAGCGUUAUACAUGUUGUUAUGGACUUUAUCCUACUUCUUACACCGAUCGUUGUGCUCUGGAAGGUACAGCUCAACAAGAAGACAAAGAUUAGGCUGUUCAUUGUGUUCUCGAUGGGCUCACUAUCCUGCGUGGCCAGUGUCUUCCGAGAGCUUGCACAAAAGAAUAUAAGCAGAGACAUCACCUAUGGCUACACAAGUCUGCUGGCAUGGACAGUAGUCGACUUGACACUCGCAGUAGUCGUAGCAUCACUACCCGUCAUCAGCGCACUGAUACCCAAAGCCUGGGGCGACAUCACCCACUCAUCACGCCUCCGUAAAACCACGCUGCGACAGGCAACACUCAACGGAACACAAGGAAAAUCCGUCAUUGGCAGAGCUCGGCGCAACACCAUUGACUCGGAAGAAGACGGCAUUCUGCGCGAAGACCGGUUCGAAUUGUCCUAUGCUCGAAACUCGAAACAAACACAACCACGAGAGGCUUCUCAGACAUCGCUGUAUGAGAUCUCUCACCCGGGAAUGACUAUUUGA
Aureobasidium musti is the source of this 1188-nucleotide messenger RNA. The record is from the annotation of a GenBank genome assembly. NCBI's taxonomy places the organism in Eukaryota, Fungi, Ascomycota, Dothideomycetes, Dothideales, Saccotheciaceae.